CAUAAUUUUUAACAAAACAGUCUUCUAGAGUACUCAUCUAUAUGUACAUUGAAACUUUCCGUCCAUCAUCAGACUGUCUGUUUCAUUCGGUUCCUAUUUUUAUAAUCCCGUGUCCAGGUCAGCUUUCACGCAGCUCGACUAACCCGGAAAACUGUUAGCACACUCCUAUCCACCGAACAUGAUAGUGCACUGUUCCUUUCCAAUUAUGACCUCAGCCACAGCUUUAGCACUUCCUCUCCAAAAUUACAAGUCGCCCCCUGGGUGCGCAGAGAAGAGAAGUAAUGCAUGUGCAUAUCCUCAGACCUCAAGUCACUUUAAGGAAAGAUCAGAUCAGAAAGAGUAAAUAGAGUGUGUGUGAGAGAGUUAUAAACAUGAAGUACUCAGAGUUAGAGCACGUCGAAGGCGAAUCUUCCGAGCAGACGCUAUCAUCAGAAGCACCGGAUGAGGGCUGCAUGCAGAUGCAGGAGAGUAAGCGAGGUGGCUGGAAAGCCUUCCCAUAUAUCAUAGGUUCUGAGAUGGGAUUAUCUCUGGCGUCUACAGGGUGGGGAUGCAACCUAACGGUUUACUUAAUCACCGUGUUCAAUAUAAAGAGUAUACGUGCUACCCAAAUCAGUAGCAUUGUCUCCGGCUCCAGCUUUCUGUUCCCCAUCGCUGGAGCUAUUCUAGCAGACUCUUUUCUUGGCUCCUUCUCGGUCAUCACCAUCUUCUCUAUGAUUUCCUUGCUGGGGAUGAUCUUGAUAACCUUGACUGCUUCAGUGAACUUCUUGCACCCUCCACCAUGCACGAAUGCAUCGCUGGUAGCCUUGUACACUGGUAUAGCCCUAGCUUCACUUGGGGCCGGCGGCACCGGGAUCACAGUAGCUACUAUGGGCGCGGAUCAAUUCCAAAACAAUCAUGAUAAAAAUAUUUUCUUCAACUGGUACUUUGUAAUUUCAUAUGCUUGUAUAGCCUGUAGCUCCACCGUGGUUGUUUAUAUUCAAGAUAAAAUAAAUUGGGGUUUGGGAUUUGGAGUUUGUGUUGCUGCAAAUCUAACUGGAUUCAUGGUGUUCUUGUCUGGAAUGCGAUAUUAUCACCAUGUGAAGCCUAAAGAAAGUCCUUUUGCGAGCAUUGCCAGAGUUGUAGUUGCAGCAAUCAUGAAAAGAAAUGCAGCAAGAAAUAACUGCUAUUUUUAUGGUAGUGCUGAGCUGUCAAGAUUAAACCAUGGCCCCACUACAGAUUUCAGCUUCUUAAACAAUGCAGCUUUGAAACUAGAGAGCAAUAAUCAAUCGAGUGACUUGCUGAUUGAGAAGAGAUCAUGGAAGCAUUGUACAGUUGAAGAAGUAGAAGACCUAAAAACCCUACUAAGAAUAGUUCCCCUAUGGUCUUCUAGUAUUCUACUUAGUGCCACCAUAGGUGUUUUUAUAAGUCUAAUACUUCUUGAAGCUCUUACAAUGGACAAACAUUUCGGAAAGAACUUUGAGGUUCCAGCAGCUUCCUUUCUAACCUUCAACAUUUUGUCCACCUGCGUAUCACUCUCAAUCUUGGACCGCUUGGUAUUUCCCUGGUGGCAAAAAUUAACCGGUGAUCACCCAACCCCACUUCAACGAAUAGGAGUCGGUCAUCUGAUAAACAUUAUAGCCCUAGUAGGGUCUGCCAUAGUCGAAAAUCAGCGGUUACAAGUUGUGAAAAAAUUUCACUUGGAUGAUCAACCAGGCUCGGAAGUGCCAAUGUCAGCAUUUUGGCUAGGGAUAAACUUAACAAUUAUUGGGAUCAGUGAAGCAUUACAUUAUCCAGGACAAGUUGCCUUUUAUUAUCAAGAAUUUCCCGAAUCGUUAAGGAACACUGCUACAGCUAUGAUUUCUUUGAUAGUUGGAAUUGGCUUUUAUUCGAGUGCUGUGGUUAUUGGAUUGGUACGGCGAGCAACAGACUGGUUGCCGGAUGAUAUUAAUGCGGGGAGAGCAGAUUAUGUUUAUGGGAUUAUGGCAGGGAUUGGAAUGUUGAAUUUCGCCUAUUAUCUGAUUUGUGCCAAGUCUUUUAACUAUUGCGCUGCUGUCAAGCUUAAUGUUCAUUCUGUUACAUAAUUAGAAUAUGUUCACAUGUGAUGAAUAAUUACCACUGCGUACUGCUUCCAGUUCAUGAAUCAUUCGAAUGUAUUAUAUUCAUAAUCAGCAAUGUAGACUGUAGAAAGCAGUGUUCUUUCUACUGCAUAAUAUUGGUUUUAUUGGACGAAUUAUUACAAUAAUUAAUAUGUAUUCA
Messenger RNA from Daucus carota subsp. sativus, 2235 nucleotides. RefSeq names its product protein NRT1/ PTR FAMILY 2.7. Gene Ontology annotation, cellular component: plasma membrane. Bases 372 to 2060 code for a protein of 562 amino acids. The transcript is spliced from 5 exons. Gene Ontology annotation, molecular function: transmembrane transporter activity. Gene Ontology annotation, biological process: oligopeptide transport; transmembrane transport. The record is from RefSeq and is a predicted model, not a curated record. NCBI's taxonomy places the organism in Eukaryota, Viridiplantae, Streptophyta, Magnoliopsida, Apiales, Apiaceae.